AUGGAUUUUACCAAAACUAACAGCGAUAACAUUAAAGAGAUGUACAUAAUCCAAGAGAUAAAAGGAAUUACCUUUAAAUACAAAGAUCUGGUCACAAAACAUAAAUCUUUCGUUGUAAAUUUAAGGCAGAAAACUUCAGAAAUACAUGUGAAAGACGGAUGUAAUGCAAUUAUUGACUUCUUAGAAGGCAGGAGUUUGGAUUCACUUAAAGAUGAAUUGGCCGCACAACAAGAAGACAUUGACAAUCUGGAUGUUCGUGUCACCAGCAAUGAAAAGAAUAUAACUAUAGUCACGAAGGAAGUGACAAAACAGAGAGUUGAUAUCACUAACAUUAAGCAAGAUGUCAAAGGUCAAGGAAAGAAGCUGGAUAAACUGGGGAAUGUUGUGAAAGCAACAGUUACCAAAGUUGAAGAAAUUGAUUUAAAGACCUUAAGUCAUGCUCCAUAUUGGUCCAAAGAUGUUUCUAAACUGCUGAACCCAAAGUCUGAACAUGAUUGGCGAUUAUUAUCGAGCCGACUGGGUUAUUCCAAAGACGAUAUACGAGCCUGGUCUCAACAGUCGGAUCCUUGUAUGGCAAUGUUGAAUGAAUGGUAUACAACACAUAAAACUAGUGAAGCAAACUACGGACUGUUGACAGCUUUACAAGAAAUGAGUAGGAUGGACGCUGCUAUUAUUAUUGAGAAUGGAAUGAAGGCAUCAGAACCAGUUGUAGAGGAUGAAGAGUUUGACUACAUCACACCACCUUCAAUAUUUCUCAGUUAUCAAUGGGGUCACCAGGAAGAAGUGAAGCUACUUAGAAAUCAUCUAGAGAUGGCCGGGUAUUCAUGUUGGAUGGAUAUUGGUCAGAUGGGUGGUGGUGAUAAACUUUUCGAAAAGAUUGAUAAGGGUAUUAGAGUAGCUAAAAUUAUUAUUAGUUGUACUACUGAGAAGUAUGCUCAAUCUCCAAACUGCAAUCGAGAGGUGAAUUUGUCUGUAAAUCUAAAGAAACCUAUCAUACCAUUAUUAUUAGAAAGCUGUCCUUGGCCACCUAAAGGUUCAAUGGGUCCAAUAUUUAGCGAGUAUCUCUAUAUACAGUUCUAUCAGACUGAAAAUGAUGAAGCUGCACCAGAUGAUAGAUUCUGGCCAAUACCAAAAUUCCAGGAGCUCUUGAUGCAGCUUAGUAUGAAUGGUGUCCAACCAGAUGAAUCUCGUGUAUUUAAAUUAUAUCGAAACUGGUGGAAACCUCUUGUUGAUGAACUAAAAAUUGACAAAUCAAAAACAUUCGAAGGUGGAAAACAUAGGAAAGUCGUCGAAUCUUCAGAGAAAAGGGAGGACACAAAGUCGCCAGCUGUUUUCAUAUCCUAUCAGUGGGAUAAACAGAAGAAUGUGAUGAAGUUAUAUAAGAAAUUAACAGAAUUGGGAUAUCACUGUUGGAUGGAUAUCUAUCAAAUGGGUGGUGGUGAUUCGUUGUAUGAUAAAAUAGAUCGCGGAAUUCGGGGAUGUAAAGUUGUUGUAUCUUGUGUCACUGACAAAUAUUCACUCUCAUUGAAUUGUAGACGUGAAAUUAGUCUUUGUGAUUCCUUAAAACGCCCAAUCAUACCCCUUCUGUUAGAGAAUAUACCGUGGCCACCAAAAGGCCCAAUGAGUAUGACUUUUACUCAGUUGUUGUACAUUGAUUUACAUUCAAAUGAUAACGUUCAGGAGGAAUGGUCUGGGACUAAAUUUGACGAGUUACAGUCAAAAUUGAGAGAAAUAUUACCAGACCAAACCAGCAAAACAAACGAAAAGCAAAAAUCCAAAGAUAUAUCAGAAUCAGAAGAGAUAGUGAAAGGAACAAAAUCGACCCAUUUAGAAAAGCCAAAACCUCCUCCCAUAACCGGUGAAACCAAUAAAAGCCAUGAAAAUCAAACAAAAAUGCAUUUGUCGACUAAUUCAAGUAACGUCAAAUCUGCUACUCCAGGAUCAAAGUUCGGUGAUACACCAAAAGUCAAACGAUUUGUCCCACCGCCGCCGCCGAUACAGUCAGAUGUGGAACAUGAGAAGAGUACACCUGUACCAGGGCAGCCAUCAUCAGAUACACAAGUUCCCCACACACAUCCUCCCCCUAAAAAUUUUAACGAGCAGUACCACCAAGCUCAUAAUUUUAGUAACCAAGAAAACAACAACGAUUCAGUAAAAUCUAAAUCUUGUGUGAUUUUGUAA
This is a messenger RNA of Lottia gigantea (owl limpet), 2181 nucleotides long. RefSeq lists its product as hypothetical. The transcript is spliced from 7 exons. Lineage: Eukaryota; Metazoa; Mollusca; Gastropoda; Lottiidae. The record is from RefSeq and is a predicted model, not a curated record. Gene Ontology annotation, molecular function: protein binding. Gene Ontology annotation, biological process: signal transduction. Bases 1 to 2181 code for a protein of 726 amino acids.